Messenger RNA from Mytilus trossulus (common blue mussel), 2843 nucleotides. RefSeq names its product leucine-rich repeat-containing protein 74B-like. Gene Ontology annotation, molecular function: protein binding. Bases 179 to 2032 code for a protein of 617 amino acids. NCBI's taxonomy places the organism in Eukaryota, Metazoa, Mollusca, Bivalvia, Mytilida, Mytilidae. The transcript has 11 exons. The record is from RefSeq and is a predicted model, not a curated record.
CAUCAUAAAAGGACCAGAUUUUGUCUAAUCUUUAUUAAAAUAUAGAUUGUUUGGUAUUAAACUGAUAAACAACAACCAAUUCCACAAGUAUCUCUUAGCGAUAAAAGGUAAGCGGUGACAUCCUUGUAAUCAAUACACACUUAACAAUCCAAACUUCCGAAACUUUUCAAUCAAAAUAAUGGAGAAAGAAGGAAAACACGUAAUAUUGUUGAGCUCAUUAAUAAGACCAAGCAGCUAUACUCCGGGAGCAGCCAGACAGCGACGUAUUAUACUAAAAACUCCCAUUUCACAGAAUAGUAGACAGGGGAGAAGAACAGUAACAAGCGCAUCAAGUAGAUUAAGAAGAUCACGUAGAGAGACCGAAUCAGAGCCAUAUAGUACUGAAAACUCAAGGCAAAAUACAAAGGAUUUAGAUCUUCAUGAUGUUCCUGAUGAUGAACUUCGUGAAAAGAGAAAACAGAAAUUGGAAAGACCAAAAGUUAUGCAGAAAAUGUAUGAAAAAGCCUGCAACCGUUUCAAAGUGGUACCUGUAAGACAAUACUGGGAGACACCAGACACACAUAAUGUAUCGCUUCCAAAUUACAACCUGGGAACACAGGAUGUACAGGCACUGGCCACACCGUUAAUGCUUCAUGACUCCAUAACAGUUUUAGACUUAGCUGGAAAUGAUAUGGGGGCGAAAGGUGUACAAUCAUUGGUCGACGCCUUGCAUGGAAAUACAUCAUUGAACUCUUUGAAUUUAGCAGAAAACAAGUUACAUACUGCAGGAGCAGUUGCAUUGAAAGAGUUUCUCCGUGAACAUCCCACUUUACAGACACUAUCAUUGUCAGGAAAUGGCUUUAAAGAUGACGAUUCAAUUAUAUUUGGUCAAGUAAUGAAGGAGAAUCAGCGCCUGCAACACGUCAACUUUUCACACAAUGAAUUCGCUGAAACGGCUGGCCUACAAUUUCGAUACGUUUUGAGUGACACCGAAAACUUAGAAUCUUUCGAUAUAAGCUGGAAUCAUUUGAGAAGAAGAGGUGCAAUGGACUUAUUAGCUGGCGUGAAGAAAAACUAUGGUUUGAGAGUACUUGAUGUCAGCUUUAACGGUUUCGCAGCCGAAGGAGCAGCCGUUAUGGCAAAUGUUUUAAAAAAGAACAGAACUCUGCAAGAAGUUGACAUGCGUCAUAAUAGAUUAAAUGAUGCUGAUAUCAUUAAUAUUGCAACAAAAAUGGACUGCAAUGAUUCUUUAAAAGUUUUAAAGCUUGGUGAAAAUCAUUUUACCCACUUAGGGGCCCUAGCCUUGAUAACAGUAUUACUCAAUCCAGAUAAUGUCAAUGCGCUGGAAUUACUUGACCUAGGAAAUACGCCUGUCAGCGAUGAUUUUGAUUUUAUAGCAAAUGAACUAAAAACUUCAAGGCAAAAUCUUACUAUUAAAUAUGGGAGGAUAAUGAAUAAGAAAAAGCUUCCACCAAAACAACAAAUAAGUGACAAUCAAGAUUCUAAUUUAUUAAAUCAGCAACAAAACCAAACCGAAGUUGAUAUAGAAAGGUCUAAAACGCUGCCUACCAUGAACUCUUCGGCUGGUACUGAUGUCGAUGACUUGGUAUUUAGUCCUGAAUCAGACGAAAAACAGUCUGCCCUAUAUAUUAAAGAGCUAUUAUCGCAAAACAGUGCGCAUAAAAGAGAAGCUGCAGAAACUGAAAAGGAGCUAGAAAAUAACAAAAACAUCGCAAAAGAAGAUUCUAUAACAUUUCCGAAUAAUACAAAAGAUAGUGAGGAAUCAAAUUCAACAUUGCCAACUAAUUACGAAGAGAAACAAAAUGUGACACCAGAAACUAAGUUAGCAAGCAAUAAGAUAGACAACACAAACAAUCAGAUAGAUGCCAACAAUUCCAAUAAAAUUACUAAAGAAAACACUGAAAUAUCAUCAAGUGAAGAUCCAAAAUCCAAGAAGGAUGAAACAAUUACUGCUAACAAACCGGCUACUCAAUCAUCGCAAUUUGACCCAAAAAAUCUAUUUGUGCUGCAACGACAGUCAUUCAUAGAUUAGAACAAAGAUGUUUAUAAAUGUUUGUGCUCUGGAACUGGAAACAGAAGAAAAUGUUGCUAUCAACCUACAAACAUAUUGAUAUUUUUUUGUUCAUUUUUAUAUUUUGAAUUUCUUGAAUCAAAUUUAAUUCCGUCAGACAUGUGACUGUAAAAACAAUUAUGAUUGUUUAUAACGGCAAAAAAUUGAUAUUCGAGGGUAACAACUAUUCAGUUAUCACCCUUUAAAUGUGUGUCAACAGCAUACAUGCUCUAUUGUAACCCUAAGAUUCGUCUAACAUGCUAAUGGAUAAUAAUACUAUUUCAACAAAUGGAAACAACUAAAUGCCAUAUUUCUGAUUUCAUAUUUCAUAUUACAUGCAUUUUUCGAAGUAAACGGUGGGAGCUUUGUUAAAAGUAGUGUUGUAGCUAGCUAAACAUCCAACCUAUAUGACAAUUGUUUAUUGUAGUGUAAGUAUGGUAACUGUCACAAUAGUGACACAUGUGUGAGUAAAUGAGAAUAACCUGCUUGACCAAAAAUUCAGACAUUUGUAUUAAAUUCAGUCUCUCUGCAUGGUAGAUACGAAAAGUUAUUUAUCGUGGAUUUUUGCAUUCAUCAAAUUAUAAAAGUGUUAUUUAUUUCUAUUUGUCUAUGUCCGGUAAACGAAGACUAGCAUAUGUGCAGACCGGAUUUUAGAUAGACUUUCAAUCAUAACUGUCAGCUCUUUGUCAAUUGUUUCCCUUAUUUACAGUCAUACACAUCUUCUUGAUUAUUAUAUACACAUGGAAAAAAGUAUUGCAACACCUUGAUUUUUUAAAACUUGAAAAAUCAGCCU